AUGAGAAUAUUAUCAUACUGGAUCUUCCCCAUCAUAUCGGGUCUCGUGUGGCUCGGCAUGCUCCUCGGCAUGCUCCUCUACUGGAUCAUCGACACCCACCGCACAAUCUACCCCUCCAUGUCGCCGCCCCAGAGCAUCGCCUACAUCAGCGACGUCGGCGCCUACUACCUCAAGCCCCUCUUCAUCACCGGCUGCGUCCUCACCACCAUCUUCCUCGACCUCUCCUUCUUCUCCGACCGCUGGCUCCGCCACAAGGGCCGCCUCGUACCCAACACCUCCAUUGGCGAGAAGAUUCUGUAUGGCUUCACAAUCUUCUUCGCCAUCAUCGGCACCGUCGGCCUUAUUUGCUUGAGCAUCUUUGACACGUACCGCCACAAGAACCUGCACCUGCUCUUCCUGCUCUUCUUCAUGGGCGGCUACCUGCUCUCGGCCAUUUUUAUUUGCUGGGAGUACCAGCGCCUGGGAAUCAAGUACCCGGACCACACGUACCUCGCCGCGUCCUUCUGGAUCAAGCUCGUCUUCAUCCUCGUCGAGAUCGUCCUCGCCAUCGCCUUUAUCGUCUGCAACUUUAAGGAGAUUUACAACGCCGCCGCGAUCCUCGAGUGGAUCGUCGCGUUCAUCUUUUCGUUUUACAUCUUUUCGUUUACCGUCGACUUAUUGCCCGCGGCCAAGACGAGGAACAAGGCGAACCGGUUUUCGAAGCCGGGGAUGAGUCAAUGGACUGGCGCUGGACCGGGAAACUUUUAA
Colletotrichum fioriniae is the source of this 747-nucleotide messenger RNA. RefSeq lists its product as uncharacterized. Gene Ontology annotation, cellular component: plasma membrane. The record is from RefSeq and is a predicted model, not a curated record. Lineage: Eukaryota; Fungi; Ascomycota; Sordariomycetes; Glomerellales; Glomerellaceae.